AUGACCAAAAAGACAGUGGCCGUGGCACUGACGCUGCUGCUGUUGGCAGCUGCUGCUACGUUUCUGGGCGUCUUCUUCGGCAUCGGGAAGAAGAAGCCCUCAGGUGACCAGGUUUACCUGAAGGCGGCCGUGGCAGCGGACGCCGGGCCGUGCUCAGAGGUCGGCAGAGACAUGCUGCUGAAAGGGGGGUCUGCAGUGGAUGCCUCUAUAGCUGCUUUACUGUGUGUCGGAUUAAUGAACGCUCACAGCAUGGGCAUCGGAGGAGGGCUUUUCCUCAACAUCUAUGAUGCAGCAACCGGGAAAGUUGAGGUCAUUGACGCCAGGGAGACGGCGCCACGCAAUGCAACCGAGAACAUGUUUGGCAACAGUACAGAAUUAUCCUCCAAAGGAGGGUUGUCCAUCGCUGUACCAGGGGAGAUUCGAGGUUACCAGAUGGCGCACCAACGCCACGGUAAACUGCCUUGGAAAGACUUGUUUGCGCCCAGCAUUGAACUUGCAGAAAAGGGAUUUCCUCUGGGCAGGGCGCUGGCCAAGGCUGUGUCCCAAAACAAGAAAACCAUCCUUAACGACCCGGCCCUGUGUGAGGUGUUUUGUGGGGCAAAAGGUGACGUCCUGAAAGAAAACGAAACCGUCAAAUUUAUCAAACUGGCAGCGACCUACAGGAAAAUAGCCGAGGAGGGUCCUGACGCCUUCUACACGGGAGAGCUGGCUCAGAACCUCGUGGCAGAUAUUCAGGCAGCAGGCGGCAUCAUCACAAUGGAGGAUCUGAAGGAUUAUGUGCCUGUCUUGGAUGAGAAUCCUCUGAGGGUGAAUGUGGGGGAGUACACCAUGGCUGUUCCCAAUGCCCCUGCUAGCGGCCCUGUGCUAACGCUGAUAUUAAACAUCUUGAAUGGGUACAACUUCAACCCCGACAGCAUGGCGAGCACUGACAAACAGAUCCUAACCUACCAUCGCAUCGUGGAGGCCUUUCGUUUCGCUUAUGCAAAGAGAACUUUGCUCGGAGAUCGGGCGUUUCUCAACAUCACAGAUCUCAUCCAGAACAUGACUUCAAACGCCUACGCCGACCAACUCCACGAUAAGAUCACAGACGACACCACGCAUCACAUGAACUACUACGAGCCGGAGUUUUACAUGCCUGACGACCACGGGACGUCGCACCUGUCUGUGGUCGCGGAAGAUGGAAGCGCCGUGGCCGCCACCAGCACCAUCAACCUCUAUUUGGGCUCCAAAGUCAUGUCAAAAUCAACGGGGAUAAUUCUCAACAAUGAGAUGGACGACUUCAGCUCCCCGCUAAUCACCAACAGCUUUGGCGUGCCUCCUUCACCGAGCAACUUCAUCAGGCCAGGAAAGAGGCCCAUGUCUUCUAUGUGUCCCACCAUCAUUUUUGACAAAGACAACAAUGUGAAGAUGGUGGUCGGAGGUUCAGGAGGAACAAAAAUCACGACUUCCAUCGCUCAGGUGAUUCUGAACGCGCUCUUCUUCAACUAUGAUGUGAGUAAAGCCGUUGUACAGCCGAGGGUCCACAACCAGCUGAGUCCCAACGCCACCGUGGCCGAGCCCGAGUUUGACAAAAACGUCCUGGAAGGUCUGGCACAGAAGAACCACGAGACGGAGUUCCUGAAGUCAACGGGAGCCGUGGUGCAGGCGGUGCUUCGCGUCGACGGCGGGCUGCAAGCUCAGUCCGAUCCUCGCAAGUGGGCGUACGCGGCGGGAUACUGAGGUCGUAAACACACCUCUGCUCAUGCCGAGAGACUGUAGCUGUGUGAACCUUGACACCGGCGAUGCCACCUGAGAGAUUAGAAGCUUAAUAAAGAUCCAGCAGCAGCCGCCGUCAGCUCGUCUCGGGCACCAGUCGUUCUGUUCCUAAGCCGCAAUAAUGUUCACGUACUUUGUGCCUCGGCUGAUUCUAAAGUCUACUGGAUUCAAGUCACAUUAUUUAACGUCGUUAACUGAUUUCCGAGGCACUGCGUUGUUUUACGGCUUUACUGUUUUAAGCUGAAAUGUGAAAACAAUGACACUUGUAAAUGUUCAAAUCUCCACCAACUGACGAAACACAGUCGUAAACGUGCACAAUUCUUAUCUAUUUAUGAAGCACUUUGGUAAAUCAUUAGCAGUGUCGAGCUAUCUCACUUCAUUGUUUUCCAGUAAAGAUCUGAUAUGUUUUAUCUACAGUAACUGCUAAUGACUGGCCUCUGAAUUAAGGGAGAUAAUAACAGAAAAAAACAGACGGAAGACAGAGACUCCUGUUUACUUCCAGUCCUUUAAAACUUUUACAUCCUGCAGCCAGACUGUUGAUGAGAGGUGACGCAGAGAUCAGGCGGGAGCUGCUGUUAAAAUGAAGGACUGGAACACCUCAGUGUCAAACAGUCCCACAGAAUAUAUAUAAUGACUUGCAGUAAUUUCCCCACAACCCAGAGUGCAACGGCCUGUAGUGACCUCGUGACAACAUUGCAGCUGUUGCUGCCCACAGUCAGCGGCGGGAUUCUCUCUCCUCAGCUGCAAUGCAAAUGACUUAUUUCUAAGCAAGUGUCAAAUCAAUGUUCUGCUGCAGACGACUGGUUCAUGCGUGAUAUGAACAAAGUGGUUUAAUAUUCAUGACAUUUCCCUGAUAUAUAAAUAUAUAUUUAUUAAAAUAAAUAAAUAUAUUACAAUCCCA
Stegastes partitus (bicolor damselfish) is the source of this 2656-nucleotide messenger RNA. RefSeq names its product gamma-glutamyltranspeptidase 1-like. Gene Ontology annotation, cellular component: plasma membrane. Gene Ontology annotation, biological process: glutathione catabolic process; regulation of immune system process; regulation of inflammatory response. Bases 1 to 1719 code for a protein of 572 amino acids. The record is from RefSeq and is a predicted model, not a curated record. Gene Ontology annotation, molecular function: glutathione gamma-glutamate hydrolase. The transcript has 12 exons. Lineage: Eukaryota; Metazoa; Chordata; Actinopteri; Pomacentridae.